GAUGGUAUGUUCCAUCCGUAACCCGGUAGAUGUUCCUGUUUGACCUCGUCUACUUCCUUUCUUGUGGCGGCCGUCGAGUAUAAUGGCAAAGAUCAAGGCCAGAGAUCUGCGUGGUAAGAAGAAGGAGGAGCUGCUCAAGCAGUUGGAUGACCUGAAAGUAGAACUCUCCCAGCUUCGAGUGGCCAAGGUCACUGGUGGUGCUGCAUCCAAGCUUUCAAAGAUUCGCGUUGUGCGCAAGUCCAUCGCCAGAGUUCUUACUGUCAUCAACCAGACACAGAAAGAGAAUCUGAGGAAGUUCUACAAGGGGAAGAAGUAUAAGCCUCUGGACCUGAGGCCCAAAAAGACUCGCGCGAUCCGUCGGCAGCUCACCAAACAUGAGCAGGGCCUCAUGACCAAGAAGAUGCAGAGGAAGUCACGUCUGUACUCCAUGCGCAAAUUUGCUGUCAAGGCAUAAGGCUGUCUUUUUUUUUUUUUCCCUCUUGAAUAAAAUGUCCCACCCCUGGACAAAGA
Messenger RNA from Neoarius graeffei (lesser salmon catfish), 510 nucleotides. It is a transcript of the gene rpl35, whose product is annotated as ribosomal protein L35. The transcript has 4 exons. The record is from RefSeq and is a predicted model, not a curated record. The coding region runs from base 83 to 454 and encodes 123 amino acids. Gene Ontology annotation, biological process: maturation of LSU-rRNA from tricistronic rRNA transcript (SSU-rRNA, 5.8S rRNA, LSU-rRNA); translation. Lineage: Eukaryota; Metazoa; Chordata; Actinopteri; Siluriformes; Ariidae. Gene Ontology annotation, cellular component: cytosolic large ribosomal subunit; ribosome. Gene Ontology annotation, molecular function: structural constituent of ribosome; mRNA binding.